Molecule: messenger RNA, 3138 nt
Organism: Manihot esculenta (cassava)
Lineage: Eukaryota; Viridiplantae; Streptophyta; Magnoliopsida; Malpighiales; Euphorbiaceae
Exons: 5
Coding region: 901-2946 (681 amino acids)
Cellular component (GO): cytoplasm
Molecular function (GO): protein kinase binding
Source: RefSeq, a predicted model, not a curated record
UCUUACCAGCAAAUAUCCCUUCCCCAUAUGACCUUCUCUGCCAGUUUGGCUAUUUCUAGUCCUUUCCACCCAAUUCCUUCACCACCACAAAUCAUCUCUCUCUUUCUCUCUCUUCCUAUUUAUAAUUUGUGGUCUUCCUUUAGCUUUCUGCGAUUUCAACCUGGUCUGUCAGAUUUUCAAUGGGUUUUUUCUACAUUUAACAAUCUACUAUUUCAAUCUGGCGGAUUUGCAUUUAAGCAUAAAUAGGUACGGAUGCUAUCUUGUGGUUUUUGUGUUCUGGUUAUGGCAUGAUUGUUUGCUCUUCUUUUUACCUUGUGCCUGCCACUAUCUCUGUAGUGCGUUGUAUACAGGGGAGGAGCAGUUGUGUCAAAACCUUGGAUCCAUUGAAUUUUUUUAUCUCCAAAUGCUUGUUUAUUAAUUUUUAAUUUGGCUUUGAUAAAUCGCAAUCUGAUUUCUUGAUUAAUGCUUGUUUCUGGGAUUCUUUUUGUUAAUGGAAGAUUCUGAAGAAAGAUUUCGCAGAUCUUUUGGAGAGAAGUUGUUGCCGAUACAACUCUGGCCGUCACUCUUGUGAAAUUCGCUCGAACCAGAGCAGGUGGUGGUUCUCUGUUUUCUGGUUGCCCAUCUUGUCCAGCUUCAUCAUUUUCGCCAUUCGUCAGCAUUCGCUCGUUGCUUUGGCAUCUUCCAAUUGAUUACGGCUAAAUUUCGAUAGUACCUUCUUGUAUGUGAUCCUCCUUUUUCACCAAUUCAUCUCCUUUAGCAGCCGAUAGAGAUGUAAGCAUCGGUAGCUUAUAAAUUUCUCUUCAAAAAAUAGAGGAAUAACCAGUAAAAGUAGGGGAUCAACGAUAAAAGAGCGUUUAUUUGGACUUCUUUGUAGAAAUUUGUUUUAGCCAGUUCUUCGAAAUGGCAAAAUUCACCUGCUGCUUCAGGCUAUCUGCAGAGGAGAAGGAAAAGAAGGCUGAUGCGGUAUCAUCUGGACGUGCUGAGUUCAACAAGGGGCGGAAAACAUUGAAAAUUAGGCUUGAGCAUCCAGUGAAACCUUUCGAGAAUGAUGAGUUGAAAGCGACCACUUUUAGCGUGUCAGUGGACUCAGUACCCUUUGUCCGGAAGGAUUCUCCGAGUGUGAAGUUAAUUAGACAUGAGAGUCUGGGUGGAGAUGAAGCACCAGAGAUUGCAUACGAGGGAGAAGAUGAACAUGAGGAGAAUGCCUCGAUGAAGAGGGAAUUGUCCGAUAUCAAUCUCCAAGACCAUGUACCUGAUUCAGGUGAAGACUUCACUUCAGGAAGUCCAAAAUUCAGUUUCUCUAAUCCAUUUGCUAUCAAGGUCAAUGAACAAAUUGCAAACGGAGAUGAGAAAGAUAAGGGUAUUAAUGAGAUCCAAAGUGGACAUGUUAGUGAUCCUGGGAUUGGAAAGGCUGAGUUCUGGGGUUCACCUAAGCUUAAGCGGUCUUGCUCUAACCUUGAAACCCGCAAACUGCUAAAAAGAAUGGAUGAUCAUUUUGUUCCUUCAAAAUCCCCAUAUUCUGGUGAGUCGCAAGAAUUAGAUGAGAAAUUGAGGGAACCUGGCAGCCCUGUAUCUUUAAUCAGCCAUCGCAGUGCUGACAGAGUGAUUUUAAAGAAGCAUUCUUCAAGCCAAGUGCUACCUUCAAGGAGUAGAAAGCUGUGGUGGAAAUUGUUUCUCUGGAGCCACAGAAACCUGCAUAGACCGUGGACAGUGAAACCAAAACCACAAAUAGUCAAUAAUCUAAAGCAACAAUGUGGGUAUACUUCAGAUACAGUUGAGCCAAAUCGAGCUACCACAUCGAGCAACAUACAAUCGCCAGGGUCAUUUACUGGGGAAUCCUUGAAUAAAGGAUGCAACAACAGUUAUGAUGACAAUCAAAGCUGGCAUGGUUUUCAUGGUGGGAUAUCUGGCGGCCUAUGGCCUCAAAAACAUUGGGUUGCGUUCUCAAUGGAGACCUCCCCUUUUACAAGAGUGGAUGAGUGGGUAAAGGAUCUUGAGACCCAAGAACCAACUCAUAUCCAUGAAGAUAAUGAUGCUGGUAAUAGCGAUAAGGGCAUUGUCUUCCCACCCUCCCCUGAUACUGGUAGAUCACCAGGAAGAACGGUGGCCAACUUUACUCGAACUAAUCUUCCAGAGGAGAUUUUGCAUGCCAAUGCUGUCAUCCAAUCUCUGAAUUCUAGCUCGACCGUGGCUCACAUAUCGGGUAUUGGCUUAAAGGCCAUUCCCUCCAUAUCAUGCUUCACCAGUCUUCGAUCUGUCAACUUGUCCAACAAUUUCAUAGUCUACAUUACCCAAGGAUCGUUGCCGAAAGGCCUUCACACGCUUAAUUUGUCAAGAAAUAAAAUCAAUACCAUUGAAGGACUCAGAGAAUUAACUCGAUUGCGAGUGCUUGAUCUCAGUUACAAUCGCAUUUCUCGAAUUGGACAAGGGUUAUCUAACUGUACAAUAAUCAAAGAACUCUACCUUGCUGGGAACAAGAUUAGUGAUGUAGAGGGCCUGCACAGGCUCCUGAAGCUUACAGUCCUAGACCUGAGCUUUAACAAGAUAACAACAACAAAAGCUCUGGGGCAGCUUGUCGCUAACUAUAACUCACUGCAAGCUCUGAAUUUAUUGGGCAAUCCAAUUCAGAGCAACAUCAGCGAUGACCAGCUUCGCAAGGCAGUUUGUAGUCUCCUUCCAAAGCUAGUUUACCUGAACAAGCAGUCCAUCAAGCCGCAGAGAGCACGAGAAGUUCUUACAGAUAGUGUUGCCAAAGCAGCCCUGGGGACCAGCAGCAGUUGGGGCUCUCGCAGAAGGGCAACAAAGAGAACAAACUCCAGUGGCUCAGCCUCCUCCAAUAUGUACAGGAACAGUAUUGGUGCAAGACAGAAAAAUAGAAGCAGGUCAAAGAGCCGAACACAUCACCUGAAGACAACAUCAUCAAAGCAUGCUUCUUCAUCCCAUUAAAAGUUUUCCAACUCGGGAAACCUUCCAUAAUUAUGCAAUAUCAGGCUGUCAACCAGUUUUCCCUUUCAAGUUUUGAUUAUAAUCCUAUCCUAAGACUGCUUCAAAGCCAGAUAAUUUCGGGAUUCCUCAAAACUUAGUGUAUUUGCAUUUCGUUUUAGUUGGAUAUCUAUUUUAAUAGGCAAGCUUUUUGCU